Schistocerca cancellata (South American locust) is the source of this 2778-nucleotide messenger RNA. RefSeq lists its product as uncharacterized. The record is from RefSeq and is a predicted model, not a curated record. Lineage: Eukaryota; Metazoa; Arthropoda; Insecta; Orthoptera; Acrididae. The coding region runs from base 811 to 1812 and encodes 333 amino acids. The transcript has 4 exons.
UAAUUGUGCUUACACGUUCUUUUUCCGUUGCAGUACGCUAUUAAGAUAUUAAGCAAAAACCUGUUUUUUGUUAUUUAGAUGACAUGUACCGAAUGCAAUACAUUUAGAUGCUCUCGGAGGCAAGAACUGAUGCACCAUUUGGAGUGUGUUCACCAACAGAAAAUGGAGUGCAAAGAAAUGACAUUCAAUUCUGUGGAAGAGUUCUUUCUGUGGAAGGAACAGAUGGAAGCUGAAGAGAAGGUUUCCUUCAUAAGACCAAGGGGAAAACAGAAAUGUGAUUAUUUUGUUUGCCACCGUUCUGGAUAUGCUGACAAAACAGCUUCAGGCAGAAGGUUAAGGGAACCUUCCAUCAAAAUUGGCGGCACCUGCCCUGCCUGUUUGGUAGUAAAAAAUGUGUCUUCUAACAUGGUUAAUGUCAAGUUCUAUAGGACACGCACAGGACACAGUCUCUCUGUGGGUAGCCUACAUCUGACCACAGCUGACAGGGCAAUGGUUGCUGAAUUAAUUGCACAAGGUUUUCCUGAUACUACAAUUUUGAAGAAAGUGAGAGAGAGCAUUCAAGUUGGACUCUUCAGAAGAGUUCAUCUUUUAAGCAAACGAAGAUAUUAGAAAUAUUAGGAAAGAAUACAAGCUGGACGAUAGUAGUGCACACCAAGAUGAUGCCACCAGUGUUGAUCUGUGGGUGAGACAAAAAGAGCGCUUAGGGAAAGAUUCCCUGGUGAUUUAUUACAAAGCCCAAGGCACUGAGGAUAAUGGAAACAAAUUAUCAGAAAGUGACUUUAUGAUAGUCCUUAUGACUAUCAGCAGAAAAUGGCAAAAAAAUUCUGUGCAGAAAAAGUUUUGAUAGACAGCACACAUGGCACUAAUAAGUAUAAAUUUUAUCUGACCACACUGUUGACCGUGGAUGAAUUUGGUGCUGGAUGUCCAGUUUCUUAUUGCGUCAGUACACAUACUGACACAAGGUCCAUGCAAGUUUUCUUUGAGCAGAUUAAAAAAUGUAUUGGAAACAUCAAAACAAAGGUAUUCAUGUCUGAUGACUGUGACAGCUACUACAGUGCCUGGAGUGUAGUUGUGGGCCAUAGUGAACAUAGGUUGUUAUGUACCUGGCACGUUGAUCGGGCAUGGAGACGGAAUAUAUGUGCAAAACUAAAUGGGAAUGCAAUGCUGAAGAGUACUGUAUACAAAACUUUGCACUUACAGGCAGAUAAAGAGAAAUUCUCAGAGCUGCUGGAUGGUUUUCUUACUUCAUGUGCAGAGGAGGAAGGAACUGAGGAGUUUGGCAAGUACUUUAAAGAUAGAUAUUCAUGGAGGGCACAUAUGUGGGCAUACAGCUACAGAAUUGGACUUGGCCUUAAUACAAAUAUGUUCUUAGAAGCAAACCAUAAAACUCUUAAAUACUCAUACUUACUGAAGAAAAUAAAUAACAGAGUAGAUAAAUGUAUCCAGGCCCUGUUGCACAGAACGAGGGACUCAUUUUUUCAAAGAUUAAUAAGGCUUUGUAAGGGGACAGAGAGAACUACACACAGUGCUGAAGUAAGUAAGAGUCACAGAAGAGGUUGUGCUAUCAAUAAGGAACUGAUACACUGCAUUGAAGAUGGCACAUGGCAUGUAUACACCGUUUCUGAUCGGCCUCCAUAUACUGUCACCUAUACAGAGAACUCUUGCGCUGGAUGCCCAUUGUCCUGUACUGAGUGCAAGAUCUGUGUGCACAGUUGUAUGUGUUUUUGCACAGACAAUUUGAUCAAGAGUAACCUCUGUGAACACAUUGAAGCAGUGGAAAUCAGCAAAGGAACUGUAAAGCUCCCUAUGUAAGACAGGUUCUGCAGAGAGUCAUAUGUGCAGGAGUUAAUACAAAUAGUUGCUCAGCAGACUUCAGGUGCUGGCAGCACUGUUGACUACCGAGCUGCUUUGGAAAACAGGCUGACUAUUGUGCAACAAUUAGCAAGAAGUGCUAGCAGUGAAACUGCUGGCUCUCUCCUUGCAUCAUUUGAUAAAUUAAUUAAAGAAAUGAGGGCAGGCAUUGCAUCGCAAAAAGAACUCGUUGGUCCACAUUUUCCAGUAACUUCAGCUCCACCAAAUGAGACAUGCAGGAUUCAGAGACAGUUCCAAUCAGUAAGGAAGACAUGUGAAAAGAAGGAACAUUCAUUUGCAACACCAUCCUGUGCAGAAAUUGAGACCAUUAUACAAGACCUCUUGGGAAGUGGAAACAGUAGCUGAGACCAUGUAUAUGCAAAAGAAAAGUAAGGAAACCAUCCAAUAGCUCUGAGAAUUUUUUUUUUUUACUACUUCAUAUGCAAAAAUCAUAUCAAAAAAUUCAAAUGUUGUUUGGCUAUCUAUCAGACUUUUAAUGCUAUUAGGUAAAUGAACAAAGAUUUUUGUGGCAGUGUAAUUCAUCCCUUUUCAUCCCAAAGUCAGAUAUAACCCAGAAUAGUGAAGAUCAUACUUUCUUUUACUAUUAUAGCUGUGCACUUUGCUGUUAUUUUUGAAUUGGGAUGAAUUAUUAACAACAAAAAAGUUAAUAAGUGCAUAUUUGUUUAGUGAAGGUUCCGUGAAUAUCCUGAGUUCCUUAAAUAAAGGUCUGCAAGAUGAUCUUAGAUGGGCUGCAGGCAUUAUUCUGAUUUGCACUUAUGUGCAAUGAAUACUUUCUCUCUUAAUGAUCAACUACCGCAAAAUGUGAAAGCAGUGAAUGAAAAUAGGCAUAGUAAGCUAAUUUACUGGUAUGCUAACCAAAAUUUGCAAUAACCCUAAUAACAAGUUCGUAGACUAAAAACGAGUUAC